CUUAACAAGAGGCAGGUGUUGUAUACUGCUGUGCUUCAAGAGUUCCAAAAGGAUCAGCCCCAGAAGUUUGGCCAUGAGAAAGUUGACUCACUAGGCACAUUGGAAUACACAUUCUUCAGCUAUGCAUGAUGAGUCAUGCCAGAAUGUGACUUACUGGCUCAGAUACUACCAAUGAAAGUUGAAUUACAAAGCCCUGAAGGAUGCCAGGCUCUCCGCGCGAUGGAGGCUCUCUGCAAGCAAGAAUGUGAGAUUGCUUAUUGCACCAGCCUUAAACCCAUUGAUGGGCACUGCAUAUGCAGCCAAGCAAUGAAUAAACUAUACCCACACUGGCAUUGGCUACACCUGUACUGUUGCUACAAGAAGUGUGUUCAAAAAAUGGGUCCCAGCAACUUUGCUGAGCUGUGUUUUGAGUGCGACUCAUGGUACCAAACUGAAGAAGACUGGAACCAAUAUUGCAAGCAGCAUCUGGAGACACUGAAGGACCUGCUUUGAUGUGACCCAAUUGUGUUUUGCAAUGCUCUGGUAAAGGCAGGAUUUUGCCCUUUUUGCCUGGGAAACUCAAUGCUCAGCCCGGCACAAUGCAUGCAUCAAUAUGUUCCUGAGAAAAGCUGCUUGGAGUGGUUUAAUCAUAUUGAAAAUCAUCUUCACAAGCUUGAGCUGGAAAGUACUCCCUUUUGCUCCCAUCUGGCAUGCACUUUUGAGGCCAACACUAUUGAUGGCCUCUGACACCAUCUGAGAGAUGUGCAUUGUUACUGUUCUCUCUGGCAGCAAAAGUGAAAAUGCCUAAAUUCAUUGUCUACUGAGACAAAGAAUGACCAAGCUUUGCCUCUACCUCUGGAAUGGCUGUGUAAACUUCCACGAACCCACUCUGCUACUGAGACAGCUUGUAUUGAUUCUCAACUUUGGUUAGUGAACUGAUGAAGCGUGUCACAGCCCCUGAUCAGAGCUUGACC
Coccidioides immitis RS is the source of this 953-nucleotide messenger RNA. RefSeq lists its product as uncharacterized. The record is from RefSeq and is a predicted model, not a curated record. The transcript is spliced from 2 exons. Lineage: Eukaryota; Fungi; Ascomycota; Eurotiomycetes; Onygenales; Onygenaceae. The coding region runs from base 136 to 492 and encodes 118 amino acids.